Messenger RNA from Galendromus occidentalis (western predatory mite), 1341 nucleotides. Its product is annotated as PI-PLC X domain-containing protein 3. Gene Ontology annotation, biological process: lipid metabolic process. Gene Ontology annotation, molecular function: phosphoric diester hydrolase activity. Bases 1 to 1341 code for a protein of 446 amino acids. The record is from RefSeq and is a predicted model, not a curated record. The transcript has 11 exons. Lineage: Eukaryota; Metazoa; Arthropoda; Arachnida; Mesostigmata; Phytoseiidae.
AUGCUGAGGAAUUUUUUCGUCUAUCUUUCCCUCGUGGUAUUCUUUACGGCUCCUCAUUGCGACUCCGUGAAAAUCUUCGUCGCGAUCUCACCUGGUCUCCCUAAGGCGGUUGACAAUGCUCAUAUUCGAGAGGUUGCCGUUCAUAUCACAGGCCUCAAUGCGACUCUUCUCGGCGAAUCGACGCUGGUACUCGCACGGGAUGCUGAGUUCCGUUCCGUCUUGAAGCGAAUCAAAGUCUACGACGAAAUCGAAGACGACGAGAAUCCGAGCGAAGGAAGAGUGUUCACAGGUUUUGUGAUUCCACCGACGAAUUUCAGUGCCAAAAAACCGUUCUCCGAAUGCGUGGGAUACUUCGUGAGGCUCGAGUGGAAAUCUCGUUCAGUAGCUUCGGCCUGCUUACGAGUCUACCCGGACUGGAUGUCCGAGCUCGUGGACCAAGAACCCGCGACGGGUGAGAAAAAUGCCUUCGUCUCGGUUCCAGGUAAUCUGACGUUGAAUGCUUUGGCGAUCCCUGGUACGCAUAACGCGGGCGCUUACAGAGUAUACGACGCUUCCUCGGAAUCUGUAGUGACAUGGUAUCGUGAUUGCCAAGAGGAAGAUAUCUACUCACAACUUCUUUACGGGAGUCGUUUCUUAGACAUUCGGCCCGGGGUGGUGACCGUGAACAACACGCGUACGUACUGGGUUUUCCACGCUGCGUUCAGAACCGACAAUCUGCUCGAGAAGGUUCUGGAUGAUGUCAAGCUCUUCCUCGACGAGCACAAACGCGAGAUUGUAUUCAUCGAUUUCCAUGAGUUUCCGUGGGGGUUCAAAACGACUUCGGACUACGCAGCUCUCGGUGAUAUUGUGGAAGGAAAACUCGGUCCCUAUAUGCUCCAGUAUCGACCGCACAUGAUCACCCUGAACGAGGCGAUUGCCCUAAACCAACGCGCGGUGGUCACGUUCGAUCAAGACGAUGCGCUAGCGCGACGAUUUCUGCCAGGAGUGAACCAUGCAUGGGCGAAUACAGAUAAUCUGGAUAACCUCAGCGUGAGGCUUCGAAUGAUGCAGCUCAGUAGAAGCGAAGGCAACCGCCUGUACUCAGCCAUGGCUCAAAUCACGCCUAAAGGCGCCUGGAACAUAAUCCUCGAUAAAUACCAAGGAGGGGUGCGGGGAUUAUCCCAUAGAAACAACUUCAAAGUGUUGUCGUGGUGGCGGAAUUCACCCGAGUACCAGUCGACCACGAACCUCAUCGCAAUGGAUUAUUUAACUUCGAGCAGUGUCGUCGACCUUUGUCGGGACAUCAACCUCGAGCGGGGAGGUCAACUUUCGAAGCGACAGUACCAUGCUAAAUAUUUCUGA